Molecule: messenger RNA, 1605 nt
Organism: Nelumbo nucifera (sacred lotus)
Lineage: Eukaryota; Viridiplantae; Streptophyta; Magnoliopsida; Proteales; Nelumbonaceae
Product: homeobox protein SBH1
Biological process (GO): regulation of DNA-templated transcription
Cellular component (GO): nucleus
Molecular function (GO): DNA-binding transcription factor activity, RNA polymerase II-specific; DNA binding
Source: RefSeq, a predicted model, not a curated record
GAUAACAACCAAAAGAGAAAAGGAAAAAAAUGAGAGUGAAAGAGAGUCAGAGAGAGAUGUUCUAGUUAUGGUUAUUUAACUAGGGAAAGCAAACAAAAUAUCAAGUACAAAGGCAACAAGGCGUGGUGAGAGAGAGAGAGAGAGAGAGAGAGAGAGAGUUAUGGAGGGUGGUCCUAGUAGUAAUUCUUGUCUGAUGGGUUUUGGAGAUAACAGUAAUGGACUUUCUUCCAUGAUGAUGAUGCCUCUCCUAACUUCUACUCCUAAUGCAGAAACAAAUAGUCUUUUUCUUCCUCUACCUUCCGGCAACAACCACAACCAUAUCGGCAGUACUGGUUCGUCUCUGAUACUCGAGGAUAAUAGCAACAACAACAACAACAGCAAUUCUGGGUGUUAUUUCAUGGAGAACAACAACAGGAACAACAACAACGAUGGAAGCAGCUGCUCUAUCAGGGCUAAGAUAAUGGCGCAUCCUCACUAUCCUCGUCUCCUGUCGGCCUACGUCAAUUGUCAAAAGGUCGGAGCACCUCCUGAAGUGGUCGCGAAGUUGGAGGAGGCAUGCGCUUCCGAGGAGGCCAUGGGCCGUAACGGAAGGGGUUGCAUCGGCGAAGAUCCAGCUCUCGAUCAGUUCAUGGAGGCCUACUGCGAGAUGCUCACCAAGUACGAGCAGGAGCUCACCAAACCCUUUAAAGAAGCUAUGAUGUUCCUCUCGAGGAUCGAGUGCCAGUUCAAAGCCCUCACCGUUUCUUCUGUAGAUUCCGCUUGUGGUGAGGGUACAGAUCGAAAUGGAUCUUCUGAGGAAGAGGUUGAUGCAAAUGACAACUACAUAGAUCCUCAGGCAGAAGAAAAAGAGCUAAAAGGUCAACUUCUGCGCAAGUACAGUGGAUAUCUGGGCAGCCUCAAGCAGGAAUUUUUGAAGAAGAGAAAGAAGGGGAAGUUGCCCAAGGAAGCCAGGCAGCAAUUGCUGGAUUGGUGGAGCCGACACUACAAAUGGCCUUACCCAUCGGAGUCACAGAAGCUGGCACUGGCGGAGUCUACAGGUCUGGAUCAGAAGCAGAUAAACAACUGGUUUAUCAAUCAGAGGAAGCGCCACUGGAAACCAUCGGAAGAGAUGCAGUUUGUGGUGAUGGAUGCAGCACAUCCGCAUUACUACAUGGAGAACGUUCUGGGCAAUCCCUUUCCCAUGGAUUGCACACCCGCUCUCCUUUGACAAGGAGGAUGACACUCCCCACAUCGAUAAUCGAUUGGUGGAUGCGCUGCAUUCCUGAUUUCUGAUUUCUGAAACCCCAUCGUAGACGUAGAUGAUAUUAAUAAUUAAAUAUUUAAGUGUUGUACUAUGUUGUAUGCAUGAAGAAGUAGAAAUGGCCAUGGCUGCUCGCUGCUGCUACCUGGUAGUGAGUUUAUGGUGUGGACUAGCUAUUGGAGGUGAUGUGUAUCAUGGAUCUUUGGUUAUCUAUAUUUAUUAGUUAAAAGUACGUACUUUCUGUUGGCGAUCCGUCCAUCAAUUCAGGGAGGAGGCCUUGUCUUUCAUGGAAUUGAAUGAAAUUGUGUUUGGUAAUCAAUCCCGUGAUCUAGAAAAUAGUAUAGAAUAAAGGAUAAUUUUUUUUU